This is a messenger RNA of Venustampulla echinocandica, 1710 nucleotides long. RefSeq lists its product as uncharacterized. Bases 1 to 1710 code for a protein of 569 amino acids. Gene Ontology annotation, molecular function: protein binding. Gene Ontology annotation, cellular component: cytoplasm; nucleus. The transcript has a single exon. The record is from RefSeq and is a predicted model, not a curated record. NCBI's taxonomy places the organism in Eukaryota, Fungi, Ascomycota, Leotiomycetes, Helotiales, Pleuroascaceae.
AUGAACCUACUCUCCUUUCCUGACGAUGUAUUUAUUUUGAUCGUUGAGCGUUUGGUAGCUACUAUUGGCAUCUGCAAGGCUGUUCAACUUCGAUCGGUAAACAGUAAGUUCCCUUCACUUAAGAGGGGAAAGCAGAAGAGUCCCAUGGCAUUCUUGGAUGUAGCAAAAUCUGACGCAACCAUCACUUUAGGAUCCUUCAACUCUACUGUAAUGCUCGCUAUCUGCGGCAGUCAAGUUAUCGACAUUAAUGACCCAGCUACACCAUAUUUAUCUCGGCACAUGACGCCACCACUAAAAGGAAAGAUCCUUUUAGCAAAAUCACGUUCCAGUGAGGUGACGGAGGAUGAUCGUCUAUCCGUUAUCGCCAGUGUCAAUCAGGCACUAGAUGGUCUGACCCAUGCAAGUGAGGAGCGCCGGCUUGAACAGCACCAGAUGAUUGCCGAGGCGGUUGCUCACAAGUAUCGGGGCUCUCCAUUUGAAAGAGAGAACGCAAACCGAGAUAUCAGUGUCGAUAUCGAGGCACAAAAUCUCUUAUGCGGUGCUAUCGUACUCGGCAAUAUGCGUUUAGUCAAUUAUCUGCUACAACAGAGGCCCUGUGCUUUGGCCGCUGUUAAUACAGAAAGCCCCUAUUUUGGUCAACCGUUGCAACUUGCUGCUGCCUGGGAUCACAUUGACGUCGUCCGCUAUCUCUUAGCCUGCGGUGCUGAUCCUCACAGGACCAGCGAGGAUAGCGAGGAUGGCACUAACUGGGUACCAGACAUGAAACUAGGUAUGGCGUGGGGAUCUGUGUAUCGAAACCCAAGCGGAAGCGCGUUGCGGGCUGCUGUCCUUACAGGCCAUAAUGAUAUUGCCCACUUGCUUCUAGAGCCUCAGUAUCGAUUAUCUCAUGUCAAAGUCGAGUACUUUCGAGCGGUUCUAACUGCAGCCCAAACGGGCAAUCUUCAUCUUAUCGAGCUCCUUAUCAAGAUGACGGGUAAAACCCUGUCCAACUUUUCCGGGUUAGGACAGGAAAUGCUGUAUGUAGCGGCCUACUAUGGCCAGCAAGAAGUGGUGCGGAUGCUUCUAGAGAGUGGUGUUAGCGGAGUGGACGUCAGUGAAAUUCCAUCUAAAGACGUAGGCCACGAAGGUGCGCUAAGUUUGGCUGCCCAACGAGGAAAUGCUACUAUGGUAAGUUUCCUACUCGCUCAUGGAGCAGAAGUGAACUUUUCACUUUACAACCAAUCUCGUCACGACCCUAUUCACGCUGCUGCCAUCCGUGGACACCAAGAAGUAGUUGAAAUUCUGCUUGAACAUGGAGAUAGCUCUGAGAGAGCGCUCCGAAAUGCCGCGGAUGGAGGACAGCUACAUCUAGUAAAGUGGCUAUUGAACAAAGAUCCGAAGUUGCCCAGGAAGACAUGGCCUGAUGGACGCGAAGUUGGAAAGGAGGCACUACAACGAGCCAUUGUAGUAAAGAGUCCAGAAGUAAUCACCCUUUUAGUCAAUAGUGGCGUUCCGCUCAACGAUGGUUAUGAGGACUGGGAAAUCCCAAUAGUCUGGGCAAAACAGCUUGCGGCGGAUUGGAUAGUUAAUCUUCUGCUCGCUCUUGGUGCAGAGAACAGAGAUGUCGAUGAAGAUACCCCGGAGGAUGUUCCCCAGAAUCAUUGGGAAGGAAUGCGGAGAGGAGGGGUGCGGUUAACUCAGCGGACGUGGGAAUGGGCGAGCAAGUAUUGA